GACUUGAAAUGUUUUGGGGAUUCAGUCAUAGUGAGGAGCAGUUAGUGAUCCAGAAGCCUCUGCACCAUGACUAUCUCCGCACUGAGCCACACCAGGCUCUUGGGCAGCAUCUCUGGGCUCCUCCAAGUGGCCUCCCUGCUGGGCCUGCUUCUGCUGCUGUUCAAGGCAGCUCAGUUCUAUCUGCAAAGGCAGUGGCUGCUCAAAGCCUUCCAGCAGUUCCCAUGCCCACCCUCCCACUGGUUCUUUGGGCACAAGGUAAGGAGGAGAAAGAUGGAGAGUGACAAGGAGCUGCAAGAGAUUCUCUCAAGAGUUGAGAAAUUUCCAAGUGCCUCCCCACUGUGGCUCUGGGGGAGUAAAGCCCGUUUCGUGGUUUAUGACCCUGACUAUAUGAAGGUGAUUCUGGGAAGAUCAGACCCAAAAGCUCAUGGUACCUAUAAAUUCUUGGCUCCAUGGAUUGGCUAUGGUUUGCUCCUGCUGAAUGGGCAGCCAUGGUUCCAGCACCGGCGAAUGUUGACUCCAGCUUUCCAUUAUGACAUCCUGAAGCCCUACGUGGGAAUCAUGGUGAACUCUGUCCAAAUGAUGCUGGACAAAUGGGAGAAGCUCAGCAUCUGGGACAAAUCUCUGGAGGUUUUUGAACACAUCUCCUUGAUGACUCUGGACAGCAUCAUGAAAUGUGCCUUCAGUCAACAAGAGGGUAUCCAGGGGGACAGGAAUUCCAAGUCCUACAUCCAGGCUAUUAGGGAUCUGAACAACCUGGUUUUUGCCCGAUUGAGGAAUGUCUUUCACCAGAAUGAUGUCAUCUACAGUAUGACCUCUGAUGGCCGCACAUACCAUCAUGCCUGCCAGCUUGCUCAUGAGCAUACAGACAAGGUGAUCAACCAGAGGAAGGCUCAGCUUCAAGAUGAGGGAGAGCUGGAAAAGGUCAGGAAGAAGAGGCGCUUAGACUUCCUGGACAUCCUACUGUUUUCCAACACAAAGAAUGGAAGCAGCUUGUCUGACAAGGACCUGCGUGCUGAAGUGGACACAUUCAUGUUUGAGGGCCAUGACACCACAGCAAGUGGCAUCUCCUGGAUCUUCUAUGCUCUGGCCAUGCACCCUGAGCACCAGCAGAAAUGCAGGGAGGAGGUCCAGAGCCUCCUAGGAGAUGGAGCCUCUGUCACCUGGGAAAGCCUUGACAAGAUGGCCUACACAACCAUGUGCAUUAAGGAGGCUCUGAGACUCUACCCACCAGUACCCGCUGUGAGCAGAGAGCUGAGCAAACCUGUCACCUUCCCUGACGGGCGCUCCCUACCCAAAGGUGUCACAGUUACACUCUCAUUUUAUUCCCUUCAUCAUAACCCAAAGGUGUGGCCAAAUCCAGAGGUGUUUGACCCUUUGCGGUUUGCCCCAGAUUCUUCCCGGCACAGCCACUCCUUCCUUCCCUUCUCUGGAGGACCAAGGAACUGCAUUGGGAAACAAUUUGCCAUGAAUGAGAUGAAGGUGGCUGUGGCCCUGACGCUGCUCCGCUUUGAGCUGCUGCCAGAUCCCAGCAGAGUCCCCAUUCUCAUGCCGCGACUGGUGUUGAAGUCCAAGAAUGGGAUCCACCUGCAUCUCAGGAAGCGCUGCUAAUCCUGCUGGGGCCAAGAGAAGUUCUGAUAACUUUCUGCCUGCCAUUGUC
Messenger RNA from Perognathus longimembris pacificus (Pacific pocket mouse), 1657 nucleotides. Its product is annotated as cytochrome P450 4A6-like. The record is from RefSeq and is a predicted model, not a curated record. NCBI's taxonomy places the organism in Eukaryota, Metazoa, Chordata, Mammalia, Rodentia, Heteromyidae. The transcript is spliced from 12 exons. The coding region runs from base 67 to 1608 and encodes 513 amino acids. Gene Ontology annotation, cellular component: intracellular membrane-bounded organelle. Gene Ontology annotation, molecular function: heme binding; alkane 1-monooxygenase activity; iron ion binding. Gene Ontology annotation, biological process: arachidonate metabolic process; kidney development; icosanoid biosynthetic process.